GUGGUUUCAACAUUUGUAUGUAUUUGCAGGUAUAUAUCAUAUAGUGAUAGCUUGGAUUUUAUAUAAAGUAUAUUUCAAGAAACAAUCUCUUCCUUUAUUUAUAAAUAUGGUAAUCAAAUUGUUUUUGAACGCUGAAAUAACUCCUUCAGCAAUACCGGAAGCUGUCGUAAUCUCAUUGGUGUUGAUGUUACUUCAAAUUUUUCGCCGAUUUUAUGAAAGUUACUUCAUUUCUGUAUUUUCGAAUGCUAAAAUGAAUCUAAUACAUUACAUUUUUUCUUAUUGUUAUUAUUUUGGAGUGGGUCUUUCUCUUCUUUCUGAAGCACCUGGAUUUACGAAGCCAGAUGGAAUAAAAGAUAUUAAUUUCUCUAAAAAUUGGCUGAAGAUAAAUCAUUUGUUGGGUGUCGCGCUUUUCUUUUGGGCUUGGAAUAAUCAACAUAAAUGCCUUGAGACACUAGCAGAACUACGUAAAGAUAAGAAAGGUACAGUUACGACAACAAAAUAUUCAGUUCCAGAAGGUCAUUCGUUUGAUUUUGUGACUAAUCCACACUAUCUAUAUGAAAUAAUUAUAUAUUUUGCAAUAUUAAUAGUUUUAGGUUUUAACAAUGUAACAUGGUGGUUACUCUUUCUUUCGGUUUUUAGUUCUCAUAUUUUUCUAGCGGCUGCUUCACACAAAUGGUAUCAAGAAAAUUUUCCAAAAUAUGCUAAGUCUCGAAAAGCGAUAAUUCCAUAUGUAUUUUGAAGAUUUUAAUUGUGUUUACUGUAUUUCCACGAUUAAACUCCGAGAGGUUAUUAUCAUCAUAAAAAGUACGUAUUCUCCGUGCUUAUUUGAAGACACGGGCUUUUUUAGUUCGGAGUUUAUUACCUUGCAACAAAAGAUAAGUGGAUAACAAUUGAAAAAAUGCCUUAAUUACUCGUACAUUUUCAGAACUAUCAAAACUAUUUGUUGAUAGUAUUUACGAAUUAUAGCUACAACAAUUGUAAUAAUUAUUAUUUUCAUAAUUAACUCGAUUCAGUCUUCCAGUUCGGUUAAUAUGUUGUCAUUCGUGUCUGUUUCGAUGUCGUUGAAGAAAUCAAAAUCUUGACUAUUAUCUUCGGAUUUCAAAUUCACCAUCUCUUUUGGAAAGAAAGAUGAUGAGUUUGAACCAGAGUUUUCCUAAUUACUCUUUUGUUUCGAUUGAUAAGAUCAGUCGAAACAAAAGGGUAAUUAGCGACUUUCCCACGUACAAUAGCCUAUUCAACAAGUAUUUAUAAUUUUAUUUCUCAAAAGCUGUUUUCCGUGAAUCUUGGAAUAAAAAGUGCUGUUCGACUCUAGCAACUCGAAGAGGUCGAAUUUUAGUUAAACUCCUUAUCUGCCGCUCAAAAUGUACAUUAUCCUUUAACAUAUUUCCCAUGCUUUUCAAUCCGUGGUAUAAUCGAGGAAACGCUGUAUUGAUAUGUCUAUUGGUAUAUGGUAUAUAUAUAAAUUGUUUUUAAUUAAAUAUGUAAUAAUAAUUUUAUUUUC
Centruroides sculpturatus (bark scorpion) is the source of this 1501-nucleotide messenger RNA. Its product is annotated as polyprenol reductase-like. The transcript has 4 exons. Gene Ontology annotation, cellular component: endoplasmic reticulum. NCBI's taxonomy places the organism in Eukaryota, Metazoa, Arthropoda, Arachnida, Scorpiones, Buthidae. Gene Ontology annotation, molecular function: 3-oxo-5-alpha-steroid 4-dehydrogenase activity. Gene Ontology annotation, biological process: dolichol-linked oligosaccharide biosynthetic process; polyprenol catabolic process. The annotation marks the transcript as partial. The record is from RefSeq and is a predicted model, not a curated record.